CCUUUCGGCAAAUGGUUUUGAGUUACACAACUAUAGUCUGUUGCUAUAAAUAUAAACAGACGACGAUCGUUCAUCCAUAUUCGUCUUUCGAUGUCGAUGUUUGCUCAUAUUUCUCCAUUUAAUUCUACUUUUAUUAAGCAAUUAGAAUAAAAAUGAAUCGAAAUGAUUGUGGAAAAUACGUCAGUUAUUCAUAGAAAUUCAAGUCAAAUAUUACUAGAAGUUGAACUUAAACAUAAAGAAGAUAAACUUGAUCAAAAAUAUGAAGAUCGACAUAAUUCAAGAAAGCACCAAUCACCAAUCAGCACCAAUCAAAAGAAAAUUAUCACAUCAUUGUUAGCUGGUGCUGCUGCUGGAGCAGUGGCAAAAACAGUAAUUGCACCUCUGGAUCGUGCAAAAAUUAAUUUUCAGAUUCAAAAUAAACAGUUUUCAUUCAGAGAAGUUUUUAGGUUUUUGUUGCAUAGUUAUAGAAGUGCUGGACUUUUCAGUCUUUGGCGGGGAAAUUCUGCUACAAUGGCAAGAAUUAUACCUUAUGCAGCCAUUCAAUAUUCAGCACAUGAACAAAUGAAAAGAUUAUUGAGGAUUGAAACUAACAGUCAGAGGAAAACCCAACCAGCAAAAACAUUCCUUGCAGGAUCAAUAGCAGGUAUCAUUUCCAGCACCUGUACUUAUCCACUAGAUUUGGCAAGAGCAAGAAUGGCUGUAACUCAUCGGGAAAAAUAUAAUACAUUACUGCAGGUGUUUGUAAAAAUUUGUAGAGAAGAAGGCCCUAAGACUUUGUACAGAGGUUAUUCACCAACUGUUUUAGGUGUGAUUCCAUAUGCUGGUACUUGUUUUUUUACUUAUGAAACUCUAAAGAGACUUCAUAAUGAAUACACUCAGCGAGAUGCACCUAAUCCUGCAGAAAGAAUGUUGUGUGGUGCAAUUGCAGGUCUUCUUGGGCAAUCGUCAUCAUACCCAUUAGACAUAGUAAGACGAAGGAUGCAGACUGCACAACUCACAGGAAACACUUAUUACACAAUUUCAGGAACCAUGAUAUCAGUAGUCCGUGAAGAAGGACUUAUUGGUGGACUAUAUAAAGGACUGAGCAUGAAUUGGGUUAAAGGUCCAAUUGCAGUAGGAAUUAGCUUUACAACUUUUGAUCUUACACAGAGGUUUCUUCGUCAACAAUCUUUCUUUUCUCUUUAAGUAAAUCUUGCUACAAUCAAUUUAAUUUCUUCAGUUAAAAACUUCAUUAGUUUUUAAAACUUCUAUUUCAUUUAAAAAAAAUCACUUUUUUUAAAAAUAAACUGAUGCUAUUUAGUGCUUGAGGAAUAGCUACCUUGAUAAAAUCAU
Centruroides sculpturatus (bark scorpion) is the source of this 1332-nucleotide messenger RNA. Its product is annotated as mitochondrial coenzyme A transporter SLC25A42-like. The transcript has 7 exons. Gene Ontology annotation, cellular component: mitochondrial inner membrane. NCBI's taxonomy places the organism in Eukaryota, Metazoa, Arthropoda, Arachnida, Scorpiones, Buthidae. The record is from RefSeq and is a predicted model, not a curated record. Gene Ontology annotation, biological process: transmembrane transport. Bases 163 to 1185 code for a protein of 340 amino acids.